Messenger RNA from Gymnogyps californianus (California condor), 628 nucleotides. RefSeq names its product C-C motif chemokine 4-like. Gene Ontology annotation, cellular component: extracellular region. NCBI's taxonomy places the organism in Eukaryota, Metazoa, Chordata, Aves, Accipitriformes, Cathartidae. Gene Ontology annotation, molecular function: CCR chemokine receptor binding; chemokine activity. The record is from RefSeq and is a predicted model, not a curated record. The coding region runs from base 1 to 273 and encodes 90 amino acids. The transcript is spliced from 3 exons. Gene Ontology annotation, biological process: cellular response to interleukin-1; lymphocyte chemotaxis; cellular response to type II interferon.
AUGAAGGUCUAUGCAGCCGUUUUCGCUCUUCUCCUCAUUGCAGCCUCUUGCUCCCAAACUUUCUCUGGCCCAGUUGGAUCCGACCUCCCAAUCUGCUGCUUCUCUUACACACACCAGAAGCUCCCGCGGAAGCUGAUCCUGCGUUAUUACAGCACCAGCACCAGUUGCACCUUGCCGGCCAUCGUGUUCAUCACAAAGAAAGGCCGUCAGGUCUGUGCCAAUCCCAGUGACACCUGGGUUCAAAGUUACCUGCAAAAUUUGAAGCAGAACUGAGCAAAGCAAGAUGGCAAGUGUAGCUGCUGUCAUGCAUGAGUCGUGUUAUCCUGAGCUCCUGCGAUGGAGCAGAACACUGGGGCAACAGGAGCUGCCCGAGCCCACGUUGUCUGCAGGCGCCUCCGAGGGACUGCUGGAAGGGCACCACGAGACACCUCGUGUUGGGGUGCUGCUACUUGCCCUCGGCUUGCAUGGACCAGUCUGCGACCUCAUCCCUCUGCCCUGACACCUCUGCCUGUGGCCUGGGAAGGCCCAUGGGACUGCACCUCUAUUGUUCUUAUUUUAAAUUAUUUAAGAAAUUAUCAUAUGGGACAGGCAGUACUUUCUUCUGUGUAUAAUAAUGCUAUUUAUGGGA